GGUCGGCUGGGCGCGGCGCUGACUGGGAGACCGCAGUGCCGGGGAGCGCACCGAAGUUCUCGCGUGGCCCAGGCCCUGGGCCCAAGAUGGUGGCGUUAGGAGCCCCGACUCAGUGAUGGCGGCCUUGGAGGGGCCCCCUACCGAGCGGGAGGCUGGGGGUGGCCCGGAGGUGAGACCCCGCUGCGUUCACAGAGUUGGGGGCCGCGGCGCCUGCGUCCUCCGGUAGGCUAGGAGUGGAGCAGAACUCAUGUGCCUAUGCGGAGAGGCCUGGGGGACCUCAGGAGGAUGUAGGCUCCGGGUGCGCACGGCUGGGCCUUCUUGCUCUCGGUAGACUUCUUGGUCUCCACGUGCCCCGCCCUCGGCCCCCUCCCGCUACUCUUGCCGGUUCCAGUUCCCUCCUGUGGGUACCGCUAACGGCAUCUUACCGAGGCCCAGAAUCCACCGUCAGGCAUAAAUUGAUUAUUCCUCACCCAAAGCUGUGCCAGGUAUAUUUGUAUAUGUAACCAAAUCUGGUUUCUGCAUCCCACGAGUGACCCCGCUGGGGAGACUAGACUAAGCUACAGGAAUGAACUGUAUGGUUCAGAUUCUGAAAACAGAAAUAAGAUGAACGAACGAAAAUCAAAGAUGGAAAUUUCUGAAGAAAAGGAGUCAGCGAGGGCUGCAUCCGAAAAACUCCAAAGACAGAUCACCCAGGAAUGUGAGUUAGUUGAAACCAGUAAUUCUGAGGACAGAUUAUUGAAGCACUGGGUAAGCCCUUUAAAGGAUGCAGUGAGACAUCUCCCUUCCCAAGAGAGAGGUAUCAGGGAAAUGCGUAUUAUCCCCAAGAAAGCCAUUGUGGGAGAGAUUGGCCAUGGAUGUAAUGAAGGAGAAAAAAUACUUUCUGCAGGAGAAAGCUCCCAUAGAUAUGAGGUUAGUGGCCAAAACUUCAAACAUAAGUCAGGAUUAACUCAACAUCAGAAAAUUCAUAAUAUAAAUAAGACCUAUGAAUGUAAGGAAUGUGGAAAAACCUUCAACAGGAGUUCAAACCUGAUAAUACAUCAGAGAAUUCAUCCUGGAAAUAAACCAUAUGUGUGUAAUGAAUGUGGGAAAGACUCUAAUCAAAGUUCAAAUCUUACACAUCAGAGAAUUAAUACAGGAAAGAAACCUUACAUAUGUCAUGAAUGUGGAAAAGACUUCAAUCAGAGCUCUGAUCUGGUGAGACAUAAGCAAAUUCACAGUGGCGGGAAUCCCUAUGAGUGCAAAGAGUGUGGGAAGGCUUUUAAGGGAAGCUCAAACCUUGUCCUACACCAGAGAAUCCACAGUGUGGGGAAGCCUUAUUUAUGCAAUAAAUGUGGGAAGGCCUUCAGUCAAAGUUCACACCUUGUCACACAUCAGAGAAUUCACACUGGAGAGAAACCCCUCAAGUGUAAUGAAUGUGAAAAAGCCUUCAGGCAGCAUUCUCACCUUACUGAACACCAGAGACUCCACAGUGGAGAGAAACCCUAUGAAUGUCACAAACGUGGGAAGACCGUCAGUGGGCGCACAGCUUUCCUCAAACAUCAGAGACUGCAUGCUGGAGAGAAACUUGAAGAAUGUGAGAAAACCUUCAGCAAGGAUGAGGAGCUUACAGAAGAGCAGAGACUUCACCAGGAAGAAAAAGCUUAUUGGUGUAAGCACUGUGGUAGGAAUUUCCAGGGCAGCUCAGACCUCAUCAGACAUCAGGUAACUCAUACAGGAGAGAAACUGUAUAAAUGUAAAGAAUGUGGGAAAACUUUCAAUCAGAGCUCAGACCUUCUGAGACAUCAUAGAAUUCACAGUGGAGAAAAACCUUGUGUAUGUAGCAAAUGUGGGAAAUCUUUUAGGGGCAUCUCAGAUCUUACUAGACACCAUCGUAUUCAUACUGGAGAGAAACCCCAUGAAUGUAGUGAAUGUGGGAAAGCCUUCAGCCAGCGGUCACACCUUGUUACACACCAGAAAAUCCAUACUGGAGAGAAGCCCUAUCGGUGCAAUGAAUGUGGGAAUGCCUUCAGACGGCGUUCCCUCCUUAUUCAACAUCAGAGAAUUCACAGUGGUGAGAAGCCCUAUGAAUGUAAGGAAUGUGGGAAACUCUUCAUUUGGUACAUGGCUUUCCUCAAACAUCAGAGAUUGCAUGCUGGAGAGAAACUUGACUGUGAGAAAACCUUCAGGCAGGAUGAAGUGCUUACGGAAGAGCAGAGAACUCACCAGGAAGAGAAAGCUUAUUUGUGUAAUCAGUGUGGUAGGAAUUUCCAGGGCAGCUCAGACCUCAUCAGACAUCAGGUAACUCAUACAGGAGAGAAACCGUAUGAAUGUAAAGAAUGUGGGAAAACUUUCAAUCAGAGCUCAGACCUUCUGAGACAUCAUAGAAUUCACAGUGGAGAAAAACCUUAUGUAUGCACCAAAUGUGGGAAAUCUUUUAGGGGUAGCUCAGAUCUUAUUAAACACCAUCGUAUUCACACUGGAGAGAAACCCUAUGAAUGUAGUGAAUGUGGGAAAUCCUUCAGCCAGAGGUCACACCUUGCUACACACCAGAAAAUCCAUACUGGAGAGAAGCCCUAUCAGUGCAAUGAAUGUGGGAGUGCCUUCAGGCGGUGUUCCCUCCUUAUUCAACAUCGGAGAAUUCAUAGUGGUGAGAAACCCUAUGAAUGUAAGGAAUGUGGGAAACUCUUCAUGUGGUCCACAGGUUUCCUCAAGCAUCAGAGACUGCAUGCUAGAGAGAAACUUGAAGAAUCCGAGAAAACCUUCAGCAAAGAUGAGGAGCUUAGGGAAGAGCAGAGACUUCACCAGGAAAGGAAAGUUUAUUUGUGUAAUCAGUGUGGUAGGACUUUCCAGGGCAGCUCAGACCUCAUCAGACAUCAGGUAACUCAUACAAGAGAGAAACCGUAUGAAUGUAAAGAAUGUGGGAAAACUCAAUCGGAGCUCACACCUUGUGAGACAUCACAGAAUUCACAGUGGAGAAAAACCUUAUGUAUGCACCAAAUGUGGGAAAUCUUUUAGGGUAGCUCAGAUCUUAUUAAACACCAUCGUGUUCAUACUGGAGAGAAACCUCAUGAAUGUAGUGAAUGUGGGAAAUCCUUCAGCCAGAGAUCACACCUUGUUACACACCAGAAAAUCCAUACUGGAGAGAAGCCCUAUCAGUGCACUGAAUGUAGGAAAGCUUUCAGGUGGCGUUCCCUCCUUAUUCAACAUCAGAGAAUUCACAGUGGUGAGAAGCCCUAUGAAUGUAAGGAAUGUGGGAAACUCUUCAUGUGGUGCACGGCUUUCCACAAACAUCAGAGAUUGCAUACUGGAGAGAAACUUGAAUGUGAGAAAACCUUUAGCAAGGAUGAGGAGCUUAGGAGAGAGCAGAGAACUCACCAGGAAGAGAAAGCUUAUUGGUGUAAUCAGUGUGGUAGGAAUUUCCAGGGCAGCUCAGACUUCAUCAGACAUCAGGUAACUCAUACAGGAGAGAAACCCUACGAAUGUAAAGAAUGUGGGAAAACUUUCAAUCAGAGCUCAGACCUUCUGAGACAUCAUAGAAUUCACAGUGGAGAAAAACCUGAUGUAUGCACCAAAUGUGGGAAAUCUUUUAGGGGAAGCUCAGAUCUUAUUAGACACCAUCGUAUUCAUACAGGAGAGAAACCCUAUGAAUGCCCUGAAUGUGGGAAGGCCUUCAGUCGGAACUCACACCUUAUCGGUCAUCAAAGAAUUCAUACCAGAGAGAAACCCUUUGAAUGUAGCAACUGUGGUAAGGCCUUCAGUGGGCGGACAGCUUUUCUUAAACACCAGAAACUUCACAUUGGAAAGGAAUUUGAGGACUGUGAGAGUCUACAAACAGGACCUAUUCUAAUAGAUAGCAGAAACCUAAUGAAUAUAGUAAAACUACAAAAAUCGAGUGACAAGUUUAAAUGUGGGAAAAAACCCUGUGAAAGCCUCACGUAUCCGCCCGUCUUUCCUGACCGACUCCUGGUGACGGUCUACUGCCUCCACGGGCCACGGCCAUGGCAAGGAAAGCAGGAGGACUCGGUUCGACUCCAUGGUGCGCGCCCCAGCCCCGUGAAGCCGGGAGUGGUGAGGCGGCCCGCCCGCAGCGGGGCAGUCAGUGACGGCGCGCAGACAGCCCGCAGGCGGAAAGUCCUCGCAGUGAGCAUCUCGACGCCGUCCAGCCCUGCAGCUUUGAGGCCCUUCCGGCGCACGCACCCCGCCCGGAUCCCCUGGCGCUGCCCCGGGAGGCUCUGCCUAGCCCGGCGCCUCGAGGACCCGGGCCUCAGUGGCCAAAGGCGGCGCGGGGUGCGCCCAGGCCCUGCCCCUGGGAGGCUGGACCGCCAGUCCGCGCAUGAGGCCAUCUGCGAGGCACGAGUGCAGGAGAGUGAAGGAGACCGGGGCUUGCUGGCAAGGACUGCAAUUCCCAGGGUCCUCCAGGGCAUGUGGCCGCGCCAUUCCAGUCGUGCAGGCGGCGCGCUCUUUCCCGCUCCGCUCCAGUACGGGAACCGGUUCCCCGGCUCCCAGCCUCUCGGCAGCGCCCACGCGCCUGGGCCGAAGUGCGCGAGCGGAAGCGGCCGGCGCGGAGGCUUCUGGGAGAUGGAGGCCGAGGCUGCGACCUGCGCAGGCGCAAACCUGCAGCUGGGGGUGAGGGCUGGAAGUGGCGCGGUUCGCGGCAGCGCCCCGAUGGAACCUCCUGGUCCUGUGAGGGGGCCCUUGCAAUAUUCCAGCUGGUAUGAGCCUUCUGCAGAGGUAGUCCAGACUAGAACGGCUGUAUCACUAACAGCAGCUGAAACUCUGGCCCUUCAGGGUACACGGGGACAAGAGAAGAUUAUGAUGAUGGAACCAAAGGAAGAGGAAGAGUCUUGUGAGUAUGAGACCAGGCUACCUGGGAACCACUCUACCAGUCAAGAGAUCUUCCGCCAACGCUUCAGGCAUCUCCGCUACCAGGAGACUCCUGGUCCCCGGGAGGCCUUGAGCCAGCUACGGGUACUCUGCUGUGAGUGGCUAAGGCCAGAGAAACACACGAAGGAGCAGAUCCUGGAGUUCCUGGUGCUGGAACAAUUCUUGACCAUCCUGCCUGAGGAGCUCCAGUCGUGGGUGCGGGGACAUCACCCUAAGAGUGGAGAGGAGGCUGUGACUGUGCUGGAGGAUUUAGAGAAAGGACUUGAACCAGAGCCGCAGGUCCCAGGCCCUGCACAUGGACCUGCACAGGAAGAGCCAUGGGAGAAGAAGGAAUCUCUGGGAGCAGCCCAGGAAGCACUGAGCAUCCGGCUCCAGACUAAGGAGACCCAGCCUUUCCCAAAAAGUGAACAGGUGUAUUUACAUUUUCUGUCAGUUGUUACAGAAGAUGGCCCAGAGCCCAAGGACAAAGGAUCAUUGCCACAACCACCCAUUACUGAAGCGGAAUCACAGGUGUUCUCAGAAAAACUUGCUACUGACACCUCUACAUUUGAAGCUACCUCUGAGGGUACCUUACAACCGCAGCAGAGAAAUCCCAAAGCGGAGACACUGAGGUGGUCCCCUGCCCAGGGGAAAAGUUUCAGGCAGAUGGUUGUCACCCAUAAGGAAAUUCCCACAGGGAAGAAAGAGCAUGAAUGUAGUGAAUGUGGUAAAACCUUCAUUUAUAACUCACAUCUUGUUGUCCACCAGAGAGUUCAUUCUGGAGAGAAACCCUAUAAGUGUAGUGACUGUGGGAAAACUUUCAAACAGAGCUCAAACCUCGGUCAGCAUCAGAGAAUUCAUACAGGAGAGAAACCCUUCGAAUGUAACGAAUGUGGGAAGGCCUUCAGGUGGGGUGCUCAUCUUGUUCAGCAUCAGAGGAUUCACUCAGGAGAGAAGCCCUAUGAGUGUAAUGAGUGUGGGAAGGCCUUUAGUCAAAGCUCCUAUCUCAGUCAGCAUCGGAGAGUUCACAGUGGAGAGAGACCUUUUAUAUGUAAAGAAUGUGGGAAAGCUUAUGGAUGGUGCUCAGAACUCAUUAGACAUCGGAGAGUUCAUGCCAGAAAAGAGCCUUCCCAUUGAAUUGAAGGGGAGAACGUCUCCAGACAGGAUUCUACAUCGGUCUAAUCUACUUUAGGACUGGAUCCCAUAAAAGUUAUAAGCUCCUUAAGA
This is a messenger RNA of Cercocebus atys (sooty mangabey), 6069 nucleotides long. It is a transcript of the gene ZNF594, whose product is annotated as zinc finger protein 594. Gene Ontology annotation, biological process: regulation of transcription by RNA polymerase II. The record is from RefSeq and is a predicted model, not a curated record. Gene Ontology annotation, molecular function: DNA-binding transcription factor activity, RNA polymerase II-specific; RNA polymerase II cis-regulatory region sequence-specific DNA binding. Lineage: Eukaryota; Metazoa; Chordata; Mammalia; Primates; Cercopithecidae.